ACAUGGAUGAUUUUGACAUGCUGAACGCACCCGCCGCUGGAAACGGUGUGGGCUCGGAGGAGGACCCGGCCGCCGCUUUCCUGGCCCAACAAGAGAGCGAAAUUGCGGGGAUCGAGAAUGACGAGGGCUUCAGCAUCCUGGACGGCGGAGAGGUCCCUUCGUCGCUCAGAGACUCUAACGACGGCGCCAUCAAUGGAGAGUUUCACGGGGAAAGCAACGGUCCAUCAGAUGCCUAUGCAGCCAUUUCCAACGCCGACCGGCUGCAGGCCGAACCUGAAAGUCUCCGGAAGUGGAGGGAGGAACAACGAGAGAGGCUGGAGGUGCUAGAUGCCAACUCUCGCAAGCAGGAGUCUGAGUGGAAGGAGAAGGCCAAGUUGGAGCUGGAGGACUGGCAUGCCAGGCAGAACGAACAGCUGGAGAAAACUAAAUCCAACAACAGAGUGCUGGACGAAGACUUCUACAAGCAGCCCUUCUCUGACCUCAUUGGUUAUGUCACACACAUUAACCAUCCUUGCUACCGCCUAGACCAGGCGGCCGAGGAAGCCAUGAUUUCGGAUCUGGACGAGAACAACCCCGGCACAGAGUGGGAGCGGGUGGCUCGGCUCUGUGACUUCAACCCCAAGUCCAGCAAGCAGGCCAAAGACGUGUCCCGCAUGCGCUCCGUCCUCAUCUCCCUAAAGCAGUCCCCGCUGGUCCGUUAGAGACCAGAGAGAUCCGGGGAAGUCCAUUCCUUGUCAUGUUUUUCUUUUCUUUUUGUUUUUUUGUUUUUAUUUUUUUCCACCUCACACACCAACGAACCAACUACUGAAUCCACAACGUUUAUCU
Molecule: messenger RNA, 825 nt
Organism: Poecilia latipinna (sailfin molly)
Lineage: Eukaryota; Metazoa; Chordata; Actinopteri; Cyprinodontiformes; Poeciliidae
Product: clathrin light chain A-like
Exons: 7
Coding region: 3-701 (232 amino acids)
Biological process (GO): intracellular protein transport; clathrin-dependent endocytosis
Cellular component (GO): synaptic vesicle membrane; clathrin coat of trans-Golgi network vesicle; postsynaptic endocytic zone cytoplasmic component
Molecular function (GO): structural molecule activity; clathrin heavy chain binding
Source: RefSeq, a predicted model, not a curated record